UGCUUGCACGAGAUCAAAGCAACAUCUCGAGAAGCCAGCCGUAGACAUGGCGAGCCUCAACAUUUCGAAAAUGGUGCUUGACAAGGACAGCUGGGAGAAUAUCCCGCCGAUGGUCUUCAAGUCCUUUCAGACAACGAAUACCAACAUGUUUGCGAUCAAAAAGUGGGCCGACUUCUACGAAUCGCGUGCGAAGAGCCAAACUGAGUUCCUGACCAAAAUGGAGGAGAAGCUUACAUCAAUGGAACACAAUCUUGGAUCAUUGCAAGAGAGGAUGUUGAACGGAGAGCAGAACCUGGCCUCCGAGUCCGACACCGUCAGGCAACAAGCCUUGACGUGCGCUCACACAUUUCAGCGCAUGGAAGCCUGCUUGGCCCUGGUCUUCCGUCAGCUAGGCCAAACCUUUGGAGUGCACAUCGAUUGCGCCGGGCCGCCGGAGCCGGCGUCCGCAGCCUCACCGCUCCCCGGCUCAGCAGAAGAGCCGGAGGGAGAGGAGAGAGAAGAACGAGAAGAGGAGGCCGAGAAGCCAGAUGGUGUUUCCUUGAUGAAGACAUCACUUCUUGGUCUGGAAAAGGAAUUGGAAGCUGUGAAGAUGGCCUUCGACAAAUGGAGAGAAGGGCAUGCAGAAGAUGAGCAACGUUAUGAGACGAUCCAGUCCUCUAUACAGGACUUGCAACAUGCUUCAGGAGAAUCUCAAGGAAGCAUCUCAACUUGCCAAGAGCUCCUCGAGGAGCACUCACGUGCAAGUGAGUCCUUAAGAGCGGAGCUGGCCCAAACGCAAGCUUCGGUGCAAGAGCUGCAUUCCACUCGAGUCCAGCAGGAAGAUGUCGAAGCCGCGAUUCAGCAGAACAACGAGGAGUUGGAGGCCCAAAGCCGCAAGACCGACGACGCGGUGGACCGCCUCGGCCGUCGCUUGGAGGAGCACGUGUCGGAAGUCCAACGCCUCGUCUCCGAGAUGGGCCGUCAGACGGAUGAGAGAGUAGAGGACUACAGCAAUCAGGUCGCAAAGAUGGUGGAGGGGCAUAUGAAUCCGUUGAAUGCCUACCUCAACACCAUGCACGUGAAGAUUGAUGUCAUUCGUGUGGACCUCGACAAGCUGAAAGACCAGGCACCUCGAUUUGCCGCGAGCAUUGAGCAAGUGACCAAGAAGCUCCAGGACGUGGAAGAGGUGCAUGAGAGCAAAUCCUCGGAGCUGAAUGGUUCCAUGGAGGAUCUCAGAGAAACUAUGGCCAAGAAUGUGGAGAGGCAUGAUGGACAACAUGGCCAGCUGAGCAAAUCAAUGAAGGAGCUGUCGCAAGACCUGGAGCGACGCCUCGUGGAGACACGCAGCUUCGCAGAGAGGACCUCCGAGUCCUUGGAACUGGUGAAGCAGGAAGACUUGAGUGGCCUUGCCCGAGAACUUUUGAUUUUGGAUCAAAAGGUUGCAAAGUGGGUGCAUUCAACUCCUUUGCCGGCCAGGAUUUCUGAGGCACGCUUGUACUCCUUGGAAGCCCGGCUUGCGGAUGAGAUGGAUGCACGGAUUGCCUUCGAGUGCAAGGUUCGGAAGGGCCUGCAGACCACGCCCCGAGAGCCGAGCGACGACGUGACGAACCUGGUCCUGCCACAGUUGUCACAGGAGUCCUUUGGGCCAGGCUACGCCAAGAAUGGCCCUCCGAGUGGACGCAGGCGUUUGGCCCGCUGAACCGUGCUGAGCCAAGCUAUGCCGAUGCGGUGUACAUGCGCACUCCCAAACCGGAAGGCGCAAAGGAAGGCGCACCUGGUGUUUUUUGGGCCAGGGAUGUACAUCAAAACG
Durusdinium trenchii is the source of this 1789-nucleotide messenger RNA. Lineage: Eukaryota; Dinophyceae; Suessiales; Symbiodiniaceae. The record is from the annotation of a GenBank genome assembly.